Schistosoma intercalatum is the source of this 289-nucleotide messenger RNA. Lineage: Eukaryota; Metazoa; Platyhelminthes; Trematoda; Strigeidida; Schistosomatidae. The record is from the annotation of a GenBank genome assembly.
UUUCUAUCAUUCACAACUUGAAGAUCGUAAUAUCAAAUGGAAUUUAUCCGAUUCAUUUAAAGUACCUUAUACAGAAGUAAUAGCUAAGAAAGCUAAUGAAGAGAAUAAAAAUAAACCAAAUGAAAUUGCUCAAUAUGUUGCAUGUCUUGGUCCAAUUCAAAUAGCUAAUGUCUAUUUACAUUUAUAUAUAUCACAUCCUGGUUGGACAUUACGUAAUCCAGAAUUAUUUUUAAAUGAAUGUAUGGAAAAAUGGAUUGAGGUAAAUAGAAGAAAUCUUAUAUUUAUUUGA